UGCAGCUUUCAAACAAGGGUGUGUCUGCGGCCACCAUCAUUACAGCUUCAAUGAAAACACACCGCUCCUAGCUACGAGGCUACUAACACUGUUUAGCUAAUUCAGCUGACAGCGCGUGCCCCCGCCGUAGCUUACCUCGACAUUUGCAUGACCUGGGAUGUCUGCAGCCGACUGGUACGCUCACAAAUCGCUCGGAGACGGACUCUUCUGGAUCCAGGAGCGAUUUUAUCAGUCGGACAACCGGGCCAACAUCUGGUUGCUCCGCGGUUCGCACCAGGACGUGGUGAUAGACACCGGCCUGGGGCUGAGGAGCUUACCUGACUACAUUGACUCCAAGGGGCUGCUGGGAAAAGACCCGCAGAGGAAGAACCCGCUGCUGGCCAUCGCCACCCACGCCCACUUCGACCACUCGGGGGGUCUGCAUCAGUUCCAACAGGUGGGCGUCCACAGCGCGGAGGUCGAUGCGCUGGCCAACGGAGACAACUUCGAGACGGUCACCUGGCUGAGCGACCGGGAGAUAGCUGAGCGCCCCAGCCCGGGAUGGAGAGCAAGGAACUACAAAGUGAAGGCUGUCCAGCCCACGCACAUACUGCAAGAGGGGGAUGUCAUCAACCUAGGCGACAGACAGCUGACCGUUCUUCACAUGCCAGGCCACUCUCGGGGAAGCAUCUGUCUGCACGAUCGUGACAACAAAUUGUUGUUUAGUGGCGAUGUUGUGUAUGAUGGCUCCAUGAUCGACUGGCUGCCCUACAGCCAGGUCAGUGAUUACAUCAGCAGCUGCGAGCGCCUGGUGGGGCUGGUAGACAGCGAGCAGGUCGACCAAGUUCUCCCAGGACACUACAACACAUUUGGGGCAAAGCGGCUUCACCGCAUCGCAUCCUCGUACAUCAGCAGAGCCGGAACGUGCCCCGCCAAGUUCUCCACACUCACCUGGAGGACCCUGGCUGGGUUUGCACUGCGGAUGUCCAACCCACACUGCGCCUGCUAAUGGGAGCGGACCACCGGAACGUGGAGGACUUCAAAUGAUGUGAAGAGGGGAAGUACCCCUCCUUUAUUUGUAAAAUACGCGUAACUCUGUUUAUUCACUUAUCUAAGAAAUAAAUGUAUUUGCCAAACUUGAUGUAAAAAUUACCCUACUGGGUUCUGGAAGCUUCACAGAAGCAAAUAUUACAUAGUAUUUAAGCGUUAUUGAAUAUGUAUUUGUUGGUCUUAUUAGAUGGGUGUUUAACAUAUUAAGCACAUGGGACAAUAUUAAAGCACAAUGGUAUAACCAGGCAUGAACAAAACAGGGGUCCUCUAAGGCAUUUCAAGCAGUCGUUAUGGCCAUAUUUUCUCUAUGCACUUCAAAUGCUCAGAGAAGACCCAGUGCUGACUACCUCCUAUGUUUGUAAUAGUGCUUUGUACCAAGUAGUCAACAGCUUCGCCAUGGAAGUGCUGACAAUAAAUUCUCAGCUCCACUGGCUUUGAUUUGAGUCUGCAGCCUCUUCUGCAAAUGGAAUUACAUAAGUGGACAUCUGAUAGGAUUUGUUGCCAGAGAAAGAAGGAAACUGAAGGAAGAAGAAGAGGAGGAGGAAUGGGGAAUGAUCUAUCACACAUUUAAAGUGCCAAGUACUUACAGCACUUUUCUGAUAUUAUGGUGGGCUCUUACACUGCAUGCAGAAGUGCUCGCCCGCAGUGCAGAAGGAAAAUCAAUUUAUAACAGCUCUGUAAAACAAAGUAGUCGAAUGUUUCAACAUGUUCUUCCACAUUAAA
Messenger RNA from Oryzias melastigma (Indian medaka), 1752 nucleotides. RefSeq names its product metallo-beta-lactamase domain containing 2 (gene mblac2). The record is from RefSeq and is a predicted model, not a curated record. The transcript has 3 exons. NCBI's taxonomy places the organism in Eukaryota, Metazoa, Chordata, Actinopteri, Beloniformes, Adrianichthyidae. The coding region runs from base 158 to 988 and encodes 276 amino acids.